UUCCAUUGGUGGCUAUUCAUUUCAUUUUUAUGAUUUCUUCAAUAUUCUCUAUUCAUCAUCAACAUCUUCCAUCGGUGGCUGCGAGAGAGCUUGUCUUGCUCAAGGAUUCUAGGCAUGGCUUUCGAGGCUACGAAGGAAAGACAGAUUAAUGGGAAGUGCAGAAUCCAACCCUGGUGCCUUGUUUUGACUGGUUUUCUUUUGUGGUUCUUAUUGCUUUUCUUCUACCGUUCUGGGUCCGUAAUUAGCCUGAACGAUCUCCAAAACACCAAUUUUGUUGAUUCUAAUUCUACUGAUGUGCCUCUGAAUUCCGAUGAAACUUCUGGGUUAUUGCCAAUCAAUAGGGAUAUUUCUGUUCUUUCAAAAACAGGGGAUUUGGCAGACCCCGAUAAGGAUGUCAAUGUUGCAGAUAGUCCCAUUGAAAAUUUCUUCAUCGGAGGUGAUUGGGAUACGGUGUUGGAUGAUUUAAAGGAUCCGAAACUUGCAGAGUUUGAAGCUCAAUCUGAUAAGAAAACUCUAGAUUUGAAAGAGGAAGAAAAAUUGGGCAAUAUAGUGCCCGAGAAGCCUAAUGAGACUAAUGGGGCAAGGCUUGAAUUGGCUUCUGAUUCAUGCAGGGGCAGAUACAUUUAUGUACAUGAUAUUCCUAGCAGGUUCAAUGUGGACUUGUUAAAGAACUGCAAAUCGCUUCGGGAGUGGACGGAUAUGUGUCCGUUGAUGGUGAAUUCAGGCCUUGGUCCCCAUAUUCCAGGCACUGCUGGUUGGUUCUCAACGGACCAAUUCAUGUUAGAUGUCAUUUUUCACAACAGAAUGAAACAGUACAAGUGCUUAACAAAUGACUCUUCCAUGGCUUCUGCAACCUUUGUGCCUUAUUACGCCGGCCUUGACGUUGCUAGGUAUCUGUGGAAUUUCAAUGCAUCGACUAUAGAUUCUAAUGCUCUUGAUCUUGUCAAGUGGUUGAGGGAAAAACCCGAGUGGAAGAAAAUGUGGGGGAGAGACCAUUUCUUUGUCGCCGGAAGGAUAACUUGGGAUUUCAGGAGACUUUCCGACCAGAAUUCUCAAUGGGGAAGCGAGCUUCUGUUAAUGCCUGAAUCAAAAAACAUGACAGUGCUAGUCAUUGAGUCGAGUCCGUGGCACAGUAAUGAUUUCGCAAUACCAUAUCCAACAUAUUUCCACCCAUCAAGUGAUAUGGAAGUGUUUCAAUGGCAGAACAAGAUGAGGAGGCAGAAAAGGAGAUUCUUGUUCUCUUUUGCAGGUGGGUCUAGACCAAAUCUUCAGAAUUCUAUUCGUGGUGACAUUAUCAACCAGUGUCGUGCCUCGCAGAGGAAAUGCAAACUACUCGAAUGUGUUUCUGGUUCAAACCAGUGCUACAAACCACUCAAUGUAAUGAAGAUGUUUCAGAACUCUAUAUUCUGCUUGCAGCCUCAAGGGGAUUCAUAUACCAGGAGAUCGGCUUUCGAUUCAAUCUUGGCUGGGUGCAUUCCAGUUUUCUUUCAUCCUGGUUCCGCUUAUGUGCAAUAUAUAUGGCAUCUACCAAAGGAUUACACAAAGUAUUCCGUGUUCAUAUCAGAAGACAAGGUUAAAGAAAAGAAAAUCAGCAUUGAGAGAGUACUAUCAAGGAUUCCGAAACGGAAAAUGUUAGCGAUGAGAGAAGAAGUAAUAAGGCUGAUUCCUAGGGUAGUGUAUGCAAAUCCAAAGUCCAGAUUGGAGACCCUUGAAGAUGCAUUUGAUGUCACAAUCAAUGGAGUUGUUGAACGGAUCGAAACGACAAGGAAGGAGGUUAGGGAAGGGAAGAAUUUUACUUCAGAACAUAAAGAAGAGUUGAGUUGGAAGUAUAAUUUGCUUGGGAGAUACGAGGAACAUGAAUGGGAUCCCUUCUUUGCAAGAAUAUAGAGAGGACAAUGACAUCAAGGCAAUUGUGUAGGAGUAAUUAAUAAGAAAUAGGACUAGAUCAAAGAAGAUAGUUGAAGAAACAUAGAAGAUUUCAUUUUUGGAUGUAUAGAGGAACAUUUGAUCUUGUGAUUGUUUUAUGUCAAUAUGCAGUGAUUGUUCUCUAACCUAUUGAUUGUUCUUAUGCCAAUGUAUGGCUGUACAUUCUGUGCAGCCUUUGUUUUGAACUUUUGAGCCUGUAAAAUGUUGUAGUUAUUUAAAGCAAAUUCAUCACA
Tripterygium wilfordii is the source of this 2159-nucleotide messenger RNA. RefSeq names its product probable xyloglucan galactosyltransferase GT11. The transcript has a single exon. Gene Ontology annotation, molecular function: glycosyltransferase activity. Bases 115 to 1887 code for a protein of 590 amino acids. NCBI's taxonomy places the organism in Eukaryota, Viridiplantae, Streptophyta, Magnoliopsida, Celastrales, Celastraceae. The record is from RefSeq and is a predicted model, not a curated record.